This is a messenger RNA of Trichosurus vulpecula (common brushtail), 2503 nucleotides long. It is a transcript of the gene PAMR1, whose product is annotated as peptidase domain containing associated with muscle regeneration 1. Bases 142 to 2475 code for a protein of 777 amino acids. NCBI's taxonomy places the organism in Eukaryota, Metazoa, Chordata, Mammalia, Diprotodontia, Phalangeridae. The transcript is spliced from 12 exons. Gene Ontology annotation, molecular function: calcium ion binding; serine-type endopeptidase activity. The record is from RefSeq and is a predicted model, not a curated record. Gene Ontology annotation, cellular component: extracellular region. Gene Ontology annotation, biological process: complement activation; proteolysis.
UGGGAGAGCCCAGUUUUCGCUGAAACCCGAGCUUCCUCUUAGCCAGGGCUUGGUGUGGUCCCAGGCAAAAGCCAGUCUCCCGCCUGCCUCUGCCUGGAGCCAGAGCCCCAGCAGUCCCACAGUGCGCCGGCCCCGGGAAGGAUGGAGCUCGCCUUCUGGACCCAAGCGGGGCUCACUUUGGUGCAGCUUCUUCUCAUCUCCUCCUUGCCAAGAGAGUAUACAGUGAUCAAUGAAGCCUGCCCUGGGGCUGAAUGGAAUAUCAUGUGUCGGGAGUGCUGUGAAUAUGACCAGAUUGAGUGUGUGUGCCCAGGGAAGAAAGAAGUAGUUGGCUACACUAUCCCUUGCUGCCGGAAUGAGGAGAACGAGUGUGACUCAUGCCUGAUUCACCCAGGUUGUACCAUCUUUGAGAAUUGUAAAAGCUGCCGUAACGGCUCCUGGGGAGGCUCUCUGGACGACUUCUACGUGAAGGGCUUCUACUGUGCUGAAUGUCGAGGGGGCUGGUAUGGAGGAGACUGCAUGCGGUGUGGCCAAGUCCUUCGAGUGCCCAAAGGACAGAUUCUACUGGAAAGUUAUCCCCUGAAUGCUCACUGUGAGUGGACCAUUCACGCCAGACCUGGACUCAUCAUCCAGCUGAGGUUUAUUAUGUUAAGCCUGGAAUUUGACUACAUGUGCCAAUAUGACUAUGUUGAGGUCCGGGAUGGGGACAACAGUGACAGCAGGAUAAUUAAACGCUUCUGUGGGAAUGAGCGGCCAGCCCCCAUUCAAAGCACCGGGCCGUCCCUCCACAUCCUCUUCCAGUCAGACGGCUCUAAGAACUUUGAUGGCUUCCAUGCCAUCUUUGAAGAGAUCACAGCCUGCUCUUCAUCUCCAUGUUUCCAUGAUGGCACAUGCCUCCUUGACAAAGCUGGAUCCUAUCAGUGUGCCUGCCUGGCAGGCUACACUGGGAAACACUGUGAAAGUCUGGUGAUGUGUAGGACUCCAGGUGUUCCUGUCCAUGGGAUGGUGGAAGGAAGUGAUCUUAGAUAUGGGGCCCAGGUUUACUUCAGGUGCCUCCCAGGGUACAGCUUAAAAGGCAGUCGGGUCGCCUUUUGUCAGCUUGAUGGGAGCUGGACCAGACACGACCCAGCCUGUGUACUGGAAGAAAAAAACUGUUCUGAUCCAGGAGGCCCAGUCAAUGGAUACAGGAGGACCUUGGAAGGCAGUGGGCUCAUAAAUGGGCGCUAUGCCAAAAUCGGCACCAUCAUGUCCUUCUUUUGCAACCACUCAUAUGUUCUAAGUGGCAAUGAGCAAAGAACUUGCCAACCAAGUGGAGAAUGGUCAGGGAAACAGCCAAUAUGUUUAAAAGCCUGCAAAGAACCAAAGAUUUCGGACCUAGUAAGACAAAGAGUUCUUCCCAUGCAAGUACAGUCAAGGGAGACACCUUUACACCAGCUCUACUCAUCGACGUUCAGCAAGCAGAAGCUGGACAGCUACCCAACCAAGAAGCCAGCCCUUCCAUUUGGGGAGCUGCCCCCUGGGUACGUGCACUUACACACUCAGAUACAGUACGAGUGCAUCUCACCCUUCUACCGCCGCCUCGGAAGCAGCCGGAGGACCUGUUUAAAGACCGGGAAGUGGAGUGGGCGAGCACCCUCCUGUAUCCCAAUCUGUGGGAAGAUUGAAAAUGCGACAGCUCCAAAGUCACCAGGGACCCAUUGGCCAUGGCAAGCGGCCAUCUACCGGAGGACCAGUGGGUUGCAGGAUAGCAGCCUCCACAAGGGCACAUGGUUUCUGAUCUGUAGCGGAGCCCUGGUGAAUGAGAGGACCAUCGUGGUGGCUGCACAUUGUGUCACUGACUUGGGCAAGAGCAUCGUGAUCAAGACAGCCGAGCUCAAAGUGGUCCUGGGAAAGUUCUACCGAGAUGAUGACCGAGACGAGAAGACCAUUCAGAGUUUACGGAUCUCUGCCAUCAUUGUUCAUCCCAACUAUGACCCUAUCCUGCUCGACUCUGACAUUGCUGUUGUAAAACUCCUUGAUAAAGCUCGAAUUAGCAGCCGGGUGCAGCCCAUCUGCCUGGUGGCACUUCGGGACUUCAGCUCCUUCAGUGAGGAUACCCAAAUCACAAUCACAGGCUGGAAAAUUCUUGCUGAUGUGAGGGCCCCUGGUUUUAAGAAUGACUCUCUCCGCUCAGGGUUUGUGAAGGUGGUAGAUUCUCUACUGUGUGAGCAACAGUAUGAAGACCAUGGAAUCCAGGUCAGCAUCACAGACAACAUGUUCUGUGCCCAGCAGGACCCAAUGGCUCCCUCCAAUAUCUGCCCUGCUGAGACAGGUGGCAUUGCAGCUGUGUCUCUGCCUGGGAAAGCUUCCCUUGAACCAAGCUGGCACCUGAUGGGGCUGGUGAGCUGGGGUUAUGACAAGACCUGUAGCCUCAAGCUCUACACUGCCUAUACCAAGGUGCUGCCUUUCAAAGAUUGGAUUGAGAAAAAUAUGAAAUAAGGCCUGUGCCUGCAAAAGAGUUUAUAUU